Messenger RNA from Sclerotinia sclerotiorum 1980 UF-70, 2376 nucleotides. RefSeq lists its product as hypothetical. Gene Ontology annotation, cellular component: endoplasmic reticulum. The transcript is spliced from 3 exons. The record is from RefSeq and is a predicted model, not a curated record. Lineage: Eukaryota; Fungi; Ascomycota; Leotiomycetes; Helotiales; Sclerotiniaceae. Gene Ontology annotation, molecular function: protein disulfide isomerase activity. The coding region runs from base 1 to 2376 and encodes 791 amino acids.
AUGCGUCUUCUUUCGAUUUCAUUACUAUCUACCGUCUUUGCCUCUGUUGUAUUGGCACAAUCUGAAGAACAGAAGUUGGAGAAUUCCUCUCCUGAAUUACCUGGAGAACUCUCUGCGGAUGAAGCCUCAGAUGUACCACAACCAACAAUAUUUAAUGGAGUCGAAGUUCCCCCCCUUCCUGAAAUAGAUGGAGAAUCUUUUAAUAAGACAAUCGCGGAUGGAUAUUGGUUUGUUAAACAUCACUCACCUUACUGCCCGCAUUGCAUACACAUCGCGCCAACAUGGCAAACUCUUUACGAGUUCUAUUAUACUUCGAAACCUGUCAAGUCUGGGACUGAUGAUACUACUUCUACAUCAAUGAACUCGUUCACGGCUUACUACAAUUAUCAUUUCGGUUCGCUCGAUUGUAUCGCUUUCGGAACUGCCUGUUCAGAUCAUGGAGUAACUUCUUUCCCAACCUUUAUAUUAUAUAAGGAUGGCGAGGAAUCAAAGAGAUUUGUUGGACCUAAGGAUAUGGAGAAAUUGGGUGCUUUCAUUGAGGAAAGUCUAGAAUUAAUUAGACCAGGGUCUAGACCAAUUGGUGGACCAAAGUUCCCACAAGAACGCGACACACAAAGUCCGGAUUAUAAACCUACAGCAGCGACCUCGAAGGAGACCGAAAAGACAACCGAGAAGUCCACGGAGAAGGUAUCCGAUAAGUCACCCGAAAAGUCAUCAGAGAAAUCCACAGAAAAGUCAUCCGAAGGAUCAGCGCAGAAACCAGAAAAAGCAGCAGAGAAAGUCUCAGAGAAAGCCACAGAAAAGGCCGCAGACAUCGUUGUGCCAGCAAAGGAUGCCGUUAAGGAUACUGUAAAGGAUGUUAAGGAUGGUGCUAAGGAUGUCGUCAAAGAUGCUGUCAAAGACACAAAAGCCGACACCGCCAAAAUUACUACCAAGCCCACCCUCAAAGCUACAUCGAUCGAAAAGAAACCUUCAAAACCAACCCAAACUGCGAACCCACUUGGAACAUCUGUAUCACUCACAGCAGAGAGCUUUCAAAAUUUGGUCACAAUGUCUCAAGAUCCUUGGUUUAUCAAAUUUUACGCUCCAUGGUGUCAUCAUUGUCAAGCUAUGGCUCCUAACUGGGCUCAAUUGGCAAAAGAGAUGAAAGGAAAACUUAAUGUUGGAGAGGUUAAUUGUGAAGCAGAGGCUAGGUUAUGUAAGGAUGUUCAUGUUCGUGGAUAUCCAACCAUUCAUUUCUUCCGUGGUGGAGAACGUGUUGAGUAUGAAGGACUUAGAGGAUUAGGUGACUUUGUUACCUUUGCUAACAAAGCUGUUGAUAUUGGUGAUGGUGUUAAGGAUAUUGAUGCUGCUGGAUUCAAGGAAUUGGAAGAGAAAGAAGAUGUUAUCUUCGUUUACUUCUAUGAUCAUGCCACUACCAGCGAGGAUUUUGCGGCAUUGGAAAGAUUAACCUUGAGUUUAAUUGGUCACGCCAAACUUGUCAAGACGAACAGUGCUGCUCUUGCCGAUCGAUUCAAGAUUACAACUUGGCCUCGUCUAUUGGUAUCUCGAGAUGGUAGACCAACCUACUAUACAGCACUCGCACCUCAAGAUAUGCGUGAUUUCAGACAAGUUCUACAUUGGAUGCAAUCAGUUUGGUUACCUGUUGUACCUGAACUCACAGCUUCAAAUUCACGCGAAAUCAUGGAUGGUAAGAUUGUCGUUCUAGCAAUUCUAUCUCGAGAACGUGAAGCCGAUUUCGCAAUGGCUAAGAAGGAAUUGAAGCAAGCUGCAUUGGAAUGGAUGGAUAAACAAAUCAUCAAUUUCCAACGUGAGCGCCAAGAAUUGAGAGAUGCUAAACAACUUCGAUUGGAAGAAGCCGAGGAUCGUAAUGAUCAAAGAGCUUUGAGAGCUGCCAAAAGUAUCAGAAUUAAUAUGGAUAAAUCUGAUCAAAAGGAGGUUGGAUUCGCUUGGGUUGAUGGUGUAUUUUGGGAAAGAUGGAUUAGAAGUACCUAUGGUAUUGAUGUUAAGACUGAUGGUGAAAAGGUUAUUAUUAAUGAUGAAGAUAAUCGUCGCUACUGGGAUACGACAAUCACUGGAAACUACAUCAUUCCUUCCCGUACCUCAAUUUUGGAAACAAUUCCAAAAGUUGUAUCCAAUCCUCCCGUCAUCAAACCAAAGAGUACUGUUGGUUCAUUUGAAAAGAUGUUCUUCAGUAUUAGAGGAGCAAUUAGUGGACACCCAUUCCUCAGUUUCGGAGUAGCUUUAGGUAUGAUCUUAGGAGCUACAUUGUAUGGUAGAGGAAAGAUAGGAGCGAAAAGGGGAGGAUUCUUUAGGGUAGAUGAUGGAAAAGAUGGAUUGUUAGGUGGAGUUAAUGGUGGAGGAAAAGUUGAUUAA